AUGACGACAACAAAUGCACUGACCCACGACGGUGCGUGCGCAUCUCAUGGUAAUCGGGAUGUGCAUAACGCUCUGGUAGAACUGCUUUACUAAGAUAUUGUUUUAAUGUUUACAGCAAUUCCGCUCAGGUUACAUGGACCAUCAAGUGCAAAUAAUACUGGUCGUGUGGAAGUAUUCUAUAGAGAACAAUGGGGAACAAUCUGUGACGAUAGUUGGGAUAUGAAUGAUGCUAAAGUUGUAUGUCAUCAACUUGGAUAUAAAGAUGGUGUUAGAGCUCUUCCAGAAGGUCAGGUUCCUAGUGGUUCUGGAACGAUUUGGUUAAAUAGUGUCAACUGUACUGGAAGAGAGCAAAAUUUGACCAGUUGUUCUCAUAAGGGUUGGGGAAAUCAUAAUUGCAGCCAUCUUCGAAACGCUGGAGUCGAAUGUUCUUCAUCAGGUAAAGUUAUUAAAGGAAUUUCUUGAUGCUUGUAUUAUAUAUUAUAAUAUAAGUGGGAUAUAACAGACAAUUUGAUUGGCUAAUUAGCGUGCAUUGUGAUGCAAUAAUGCUCUGUGGUCCGUGACACUGCCUUGCUCUUUCUGUGUUUUUCCAUGGUUUUUAGACAAAAGUAUAGACAAAACUAUACCAGAGGAACAAAGUAAUUUUAUCUAUAGUUCUACGUGUAAAAACUGUAAAAUAAACCGGCUUAGCAUUCGUCGAAUUUGUUUUUGUCUCGACAAGUUUUGGACAAAAGCGUGAAAGUAGCCGAGAAAAAAUACUAAAAGCAAUACCAAAAACAUAGAAAAUGGCAACAAAAGCUGAACAGAAGUGAAUUAGGAUGUACCUUCGAUGGUUCUAAUAAAAACUGCUAGAUAUAUUUUCGACAAAUGGCAAAAAAUACAAUAUUUCAAAAAUUAAAACUGAAACCUACGAUUUAACGUCUUUCAUGGCAAAUCCGACAACCCAGAUGCUGAUUCCGACCGUGGCCAGGCAUAUUUUUCAAGCCUUCCCGGUGAGGAUAUUGUUUUGUCUUCAAAAUCGUUAUUUAUUUCAACGUCCCAAAAUCUAAAAACUACACACAUGUGCUCACUUCCAAUCGUCCCUGACCCCCCUGAUGCGACGUUCUAUGCUUCAUGUAACACCAACAUAACAUCUCCCUCUUUCACUCACAACAAAUAGAUCUAAGUGAACGGGGUAAUGUGAACUAAAACCUGUAGUCCAUGCUACGAUUGAUAACACAACUAAGUAUACAACUAAGUAUAUUUACCGUCCAUAAAAAUCUGGCGGUACGUCUCUGUUUGCUCAUAAAGGAUACCUAUCUUCAAUUAUGUCUUGAACAUUGUCCUGUCCUGCUUGUGGGGCCGCAAUGGUAAUAUCGUCUUCUGACUCAGGCUUCGGAACAGUUUCUCUAUACGCUCCACAAAAUUUCUCAAAAUGCGAAAUGUUUCUUGUAAUCAUAUGAUCUCCCCUUUGCGCUGUUACUCUGGAAUAUCGCACAUUGAUAACUUUGUAUGGUUGAGGACGAAACAUGGUUGUAUACUUAUUCUUCUUUUUUUGUUUCACCAACACUGCAUCUCCUUCCUUUAUCGUUGACUUUCUUGUAUGUCUUCUGGCAUCUACAUAUUGUUUUGACUUAGCCUUUCCUUUCAAAACCCUUUCUGCAGCUGUAUUGGCAGGUGCCUGAGUGAAAGACGGAACGGUAGAUCGAAUUACUCUUUUGUAAAGCAUCUCGGCUGGCGCCACACCUGUAGAUAGGUGGGGCGUAGUACGAUAAUUCAUCAAAAAUGCGAAUAGUUCUCUUUGCCAAUCUCAACCCUCUGCCCAAGGCGCUCGAAUAGCUUUACCCAUAGGUUUCAUGAAGCCUUCCACUUCUCCAUUGGCCUGGGGCAAUAAAGGUGUAACACGGUGAUGGUAGAUGCCUUGUGUUGUCAGAUAGUCUUUAACUUCCUUGGACUGGAACGGCGACCAUUAUCGCUCUUAAUUGUGUCUGGCAGUCUGUGUCGGGCAAAAGCUUUUUCAAACGCUCGUAUUGUAUGAAAAGCUGUGGUUUUAUUCAUAAUCUCAACUUCUGGGAAUCCUGUUGUUUCAUCUAACAGCCCCAAUAGAUGCUCUCCUGUAGGUGCUGGUCCAUAGAAAUCAACAUGAACACAUGACCAUGGUGCCUUUGGAGGUGGGACAACUGCUAGAGGCGGAGGGGGUUCAGGAUUACCAGAUAUUUGGCACGUCAAACACUCCUUUACACGUUGCUCUGCUUCUUUAUCUAAUCCAGGUCACCAUACCUUGGUUCUAAAAUUUUGUUUGGUCUUGACAAUUCCCAAAUGUCCCCUGUGUGCCAGGACUAGAGUUCUAUUUCGAAGUGAUAUAGGUAUAAUCGGUCGGUGUUUUCUCAACAGUACACCCCUUACUGAUGUUAUUUCAUAUCUGCCGGUUUCCCUGUGCCUGGACGAUACUUGACCGUGUAGUUAUACUGCUGGAGGCGCAAUGCCCAUCUCUGUAUUCGAGCAGAUUGUUUGGCCUUUGCUGAGUAAAGGAUUUCUAACGCUUGAUGAUCUGUAUACAGAGUAAACUGACAACCAACUAAAUAUAAAUGAAAUUUCUCGCAUGCCCACACACAUGCCAACGCUUCUCUUUAUGUCUAACAGUACCGCUGUUCAACUACUGUUAGUGCUCUACUAGCAAAAGCCAUCACUUUCAAAAUGCCCUGUUCGUCAUGUUGAACCAAAAUAGCCCCUAGGCCUACAGGACUAGCUAGAAUCCACAACCACACUCGUUGAUCUGUUAGGGUCAUAAUAUGCCAACGUACGCUAUUCAGAUAGCGAAAAUUUAACCUGAUCAAAGGCCUCUUGAUGACUGGCGUCCCAUGUCCAUGGAACCAUUUUGAGGUCCAAUUUCCGUACGUAGCGGCGCCGUAAUGGUGGAGAAAUUAAUAAAACUUCGAACAGUAAUUCACGAGUCCUAGAAAGCUACGAAGUUCUUUUGCAUUGUUUGGGGUAGGUGUAUUUUUUAUUGCAACAACUUUCUCUUGGCCAGGCCUAAUUCCAUUCUUACUAAGAAUUAUGCCAUAAAACCAUAAACUGUCCACAUUGAAAAGGCACUUGCUUUUCUUUGCAGUCAAUCCUGUGUCUCUUAGUCUCUGCAAUAGAGCUUGAAGAUUGUCAUCAUGUUCUUUUUGAGUUCGUCCCCAAACAAUGAUGUCAUCAACAAUGUUUUUAACUCCAUUCAAUGACUGCAAUGCAUGCUGGAUAGCAUCUUGAAACACUUCGCUUGCCGAGUUGAUUCCGAAAGGGAGUCUUUUCCACUGGAAAAGACCUUUAUGAGUGGUAAAAGUUGUUAUACCACGCGAUUCUUCGUUAAGCACAAUUUGAUGGUAUCCGCUUCUUAAAUCCAAGCGAGAAAAAUGAACUGCAUUGCUCAUAUCAUCUGUUAGUUCCUCAAUUGUAUAGGGUGGUAUUCCCUCUUAAUGGCUUCGUUAACUCUGCGAUAGUCCCAACAUACGCGUAUUUCGUCCGCAUUUUUUGGCUUAGGCACGAUCACUACUCCACUGACCUACUUUGUACUUUUAUUAACGACAGGUUCAAUCAAAUCAUUAUCCUGCGAUUCUUGAAGCCACUUCUCUAACUGAGGUAUUCUACGGUAUGUUUGGGCCACGGAUGGCACGCUAUCGUCAAUGUGCAGUUUUUGUUCAAACCCUUUAAGAUGUCCUACACCUUCAAAUACAUCUGCGUACUCUACUAAAAGAGUCGAGACUCGCCCUGUGUCUGGCGUACUUGUGCAUACUUUUGUCAUUUUUUCACCAUUACGUACUACUUGUCGAGUUACUGGUUGUAGUAGGUAUCUGAACUUGGGUUGUGGUUUGUCGCGAGGCUUUUCUAUCCAAAUCACCCUCUUGUACUGCUUGCUGAGAAACUGAAUUUAGAUCAAACUUAAUAAGUCUAAAUUGCUGUGCUGUUGUAUUACUUAGCAAUUUACCAGUUGAGAUGAUGUAAUGUAAAUUGUAGCCCCUGUCAUACAAUGUUUUGAUUCUACUAGUGUCUCCACUUUGCCUAAUAGGAGAAUAUGGUUAUUUUCUCCAAAAGCAUGAAUCUUUGUGUUGGUUUUUUAAGGAUAUUGGUUCUUUGCUUUGUUUGCUUAAAUAUUCGAAAUCCUCGGACCCAAAACGUUAACAGACGCACCACUAUCCACCAUCAUUUUCAUUGGGACUCCAUUAACACGGACCGUAGAAUAGGGAUGCUUACUUUGUUGAGCUUGUUGAACUGUGAACAUGUGUUCUGAACCGCUGUCUGAGUCACUACUCAAAUUACUUGUUGAUUUGUGGGUUGAUGAAUGCCGUUCAUCAACCUUACUAACACGCUGGAAUGAACUAGUAGCUCCACCGGUUGUUUUACAUACCCGAACAAAAAUGCCCCCUUUUAUGACACUUGUAACAUUCUUUGUCUACAGCUGGACAUCCCUGGUUAUCCUUGUGUGGAAACCCCAGUCAACAUUUAAAACAUCUCUUACUAGAUGAUGACGAGUACUUACUGGUUGUUCUAGGUCUUCAGUGAUCCUAUUGUAAUUGAUUAGUAUAUUCCCCAUUACCAUCAGAAAUGUCCUUUUUUAUAAUUUCCUUUGUUUGUUGGUCUGUACGAGCGAAUGCUCUUCCAUAAUCUAAUAUUUGUGAUAGGCUAAAGGUUUUUUCCAUCAAAAUCUUUCGUUGCAAUCUGUUAGAUAAACAUUCUUCAAUUAUUUGUAGUUUCAGUUCAGUAUCUGUGUUUGUAAAUUCACAUGUUUUGGCCAAAGUACAUAAUCUAGUAUAAUAUGCAUCUAAGGGACAGGUCAUAAUUUAUCAGGGGGGUCGGGGGUGGGGAGGUGUAAUUCAAAAUUUUAAGGAAUGAUAUUUUGCUGCCGCUGCCUAGCCUCCUGCGCAGACGUUGUUAGUGGCCCGAGGCCUCACCUAACGUCUGCUCACAUUCGCUAUACAUUUGACUUCCCGGCAAUUAACCAAUCACAAUCAUCUACACGAUAAUUGGAAGAUCGGCCUUCAAUGACCUUCACACGCAUGGGCUAUAUCAACAAGUCUGUAGUAUUUUUAAAUUUGAAAGUUUUAACACUGCGCAUUAGAAAAAGGCUUUUCAGUCUAUUAUAAACGAAAAGGAUGUUUUCGUAAAUCUCACAACUGACGCAGGAAAUCACUUAUUUAUCACGCCGUUACCGAAGCUAUUCGAUGUAAUAUUCGGAUUUAAAUAUUUAAACAAAUUGUAACCAUUGUAAACAUUUAGUAAUCGUGAUUUCGUCAUUGAUAAAUUCAAUACGAUCGUGAUCAAGUAAAAAAAUUACACGAUCUAGGAGUCGGUGCUGUGUCAUUAUGAAGUUUAAUCGAGAGCGAUAAAGAAGCGAAGACAUUGGAAGAUGGGAAAUAUUCUGACUGUAUUAUAUGGCACAGCAGAGUCAUUGCUGAAGACAAAGACAAAGUGUAUGGCAGGACGGUUUGUGCUUUGGCUAUUGAUGCAUGAAGCUCAUUUCAGUAUGUAUUAUAAUAAAUCCUAAACAUGUGUUUGCAUUUGCAAUUCUCAAAGCCACAGCAAUCGAUCGGCUUUGACCAUUUUAAUAGUCGUUAUUUUAUAUUGUCUUGAUUUAUACGUUGCCUCGUAUUAUCUAUUGCACGUAGCACCAGCAAGUUUAUGAGCCAUUGUAGUUAAUAUGCAUGCCCCAACCCUCUGAUGUAAACCCUUCAUAAUUGCCCUCAUAUAAACUUGCAUGCUAGUACUACAAGCAAAUAGAUAAUACGAGGCAAUGUAUAAAAAGACAAAUUCAAUUUAAAUAAACAAUAUAAAAUAUUAAUGAAUAAUGACUAUUAAAAUGGCCAAGCCCGAUCGAUUCCUGUGUCUUUGGGAAUUACAAAAGCGAACACAUUUUUAGGAUUUAUUAUAAUACAUAAAAUUCUUUAAUCGCAUGAGCUUUAUGCAUCAACAGCCAAAGCACAAACCAUUUUGCUAUACGUACAAUUUGUUGAAGCAUUCGUUUCCAUCGUUCGGUCUUCAACAAUGACUCUGCAUAUAAUACAGUCAGAAUAUUUCCAUUCUUCCAAUGCCUUCGCUUCUUUAUCGCUCUCGAUUCAACUUAAUAAUGACACAGCACUGACUCCUAGAUCGUGUAGUUUUUUGACUUGAUCUCGUAUUGAAUUUAUCAACCGAAACCACGAUUACUAAAUGUUUACAAUGUUUACAAUUUGUUUAAAUAUUUAAAUCCGAAUAUUACAUCGAAUAGCUUCGGUAACGGCGUGAUAAAUAAGAGAUUUCCUGCGUCAGUUGUAAGAUUUACGACAACAUCCUUUUCGUUUAUAAUAGACUGAAAAGCCUUUUUCUAAUGCGCAGUGUUAAAACUUUCAAAUUUAAAAAUACUACAGACUUGUUGAUAUAGCCCAUGCGUGUGAAGGUCAUUGAAGGCCGAUCUUCCAAUUAUCGUGUAGAUGAUUGUGAUUGGUUAAUUGCCGGGAAGUCAAAUGUAUAGCGAAUGUGAGCAGACGUUAGGUGAGGCCUCGGGCCACUAACAACGUCUGCGCAGGAGGCUAGCCGCUGCCGUGCUUUCGACUUGUUAUCCAUUGCCAACAAAUAUCUUUGAAAUCUCUUAAGCAUUUGCCCCCCUUGCCCCUCCUGGUAAAGGGCAACGGGGGCGGCUGCCCCCUGCCCCUCCCAGUUCCCGCGUCCCUGAUUAAAAAGCCCAGUCGAAUUGUAAUCAAGACCCAACGUUUCGACACUCCAAUCUAUUGUCUUCAUCAGAUGUGAGUUACUGGAGUGUCGAAAUGUUGGAUCUUGAUUACAAUUCGACUGGGCUUUGUAAUCAUUUAUUUAAACCAGAGUAGCGAACGAAACAUGAUUGAUAUAUCUGGUUGCAGUGAACGAACAAACUUUAAAUAUUUUUGAGAAGUCAGCAUACAAUAAAGUAAACUUUUUCUGAAGUACUUUCACUUGGAACAAAGUCGUUUUAAGAAGUAACCAUUUACAGUGAUUUACUUCCGAAUCGCUAUUUUCAUUUUGUGGCGAAGUAUUUCGUUACUUUCCAACUUUUGUUCAAUUUUACGUGAUUUAUUCCUGAUUUGUUUUAAUUUUGGGAUAAGUAAUAGGACCUCUACAUGCGUCUGGAAUCUCUCGUUUGUGGCAUACUAAUAAGCAUUAUUUAUUUAAUGGAUUUCUUAUAUCUUCAACGGGGUCUGGAAAGUAGAUCAUGCCGUGAAAUAUUGUACAUUAAUUAUUGUCUUUUGUAUGUCAAUCCAUUAGAGAAGUCCCCCCCCCCUACACGCUACAGAUAAUAGUACUUUUACCUUCACUUUGUACCUCAAGUGUUUUUAAGGAUACUUUGUACUUUUUACUUAAGUACGUUUUGCCUCCAGUACUUUUUAUUCUUACUCAAUUCGUUUUAUUGCUAAUCGAUUCUACUUUUACUGGGUUACAAAUUCAAAGUAAUUUAGGCACCACUGCUAAACGCUAUCUAUGCGAGGAUGUGCCGUAUCUUGAUUCUAUUACAAAACUGUACUCAAAGAAACGUGAAACAAGUAAAGUCUACAAUUUUGGAAAAUGUGCGAAAGGAGUGUUUACCAACCUUUAUAUUUCCGUGUUUAAUUAAUCUAUAUAUAGAUGUGGAUGAAUGUUCUCGAGGAUUGGACAACUGCAACAAAAAUGCUCAAUGUAGUAACACUGUUGGGAGUUUUUCAUGCAGGUGUAACCAAGGCUAUGGGGGAAAUGGCGUGACUUGUGAUGGUGAGUAA
This is a messenger RNA of Paramuricea clavata, 7721 nucleotides long. The record is from the annotation of a GenBank genome assembly. Lineage: Eukaryota; Metazoa; Cnidaria; Anthozoa; Malacalcyonacea; Plexauridae.